Molecule: messenger RNA, 1960 nt
Organism: Triticum aestivum (bread wheat)
Lineage: Eukaryota; Viridiplantae; Streptophyta; Magnoliopsida; Poales; Poaceae
Product: cytochrome P450 89A2
Exons: 1
Coding region: 210-1790 (526 amino acids)
Cellular component (GO): membrane
Molecular function (GO): heme binding; oxidoreductase activity, acting on paired donors, with incorporation or reduction of molecular oxygen, NAD(P)H as one donor, and incorporation of one atom of oxygen; iron ion binding
Source: RefSeq, a predicted model, not a curated record
CUCCACUGUCACACCACACGCGUGCAUAUGUGGUAGCCGCGCAGUGUUAUUGUUCUCUCCACCACUCACUCCUUUGUCGACAGCAGCUGAUCCGGCGUGUCUUACUGAGAAAAUUUAGCAUCGCUGAGUCUCCUCAAUGGCACAAGAAAAGAGACGGGAACAACUCUAACUCGCUGGAGGUGGAGUACUAGUAUAAUACGGAGUAUAAAAUGCCGCUAACGUUGCAACUCGUUGGUGCAUGCCCAGCAAGUCCGGAUCUUGCUGCACCGGCAAUGGAUCAGGCCGCCUCCUACUCCACCACCACCACGCCCCUGCUGCUGAUCCUCGGCUCCCUCACGCUCGCGGUCUCGCUGUUCGUGCUGAUUGGUCGCAGCAGCCAUGGACGCGGGAAGGCGGGGCUCCCGCCCGGCCCGCCGGCGCUGCUCUUCCUCGCCAAGUUCGUCGCGCUCCGCCGGUCCAUAUUCGACCUGGGCCCGCUGCUCGUCGACCUUCACGCGCGCCACGGCCCCGUCAUCUCCGUGCGCCUCUUCCGCACGCUCGUCUUCGUCGCCGACCGCAAGCUGGCCCACCGCGCGCUCGUCCAGGGCGGCGCCACCUUCGCCGACAGGCCGCCGCCGGUCGACCCUGUCCGCAUGUUCACUUCCGGGGGACGUGACAUCAGCUCCUCCUCCUACGGGCCGUACUGGCGCCUCCUCCGCCGGAACCUCGCCGGGGAGGCGCUCAGCCCUGCCCGUGUUGGUCUCUUCGCGCCGGCGAGGAGGUGGGCGUGCGACGGCCUCGUCUCCAGCCUCCUCAGCGAGCAGCAAUCGCAGCGCCAGGACGCCGUGACGCUCAGGCCGCUCCUGCGCCGGGCCAUGUUCGAGCUGCUCGUGUACAUGUGCUUCGGCGCACGGCUCGGACGGGAAACGCUCGACGAGGUGGAGGAGCUGCAGCACCAGGCGCUACUCUCGGUCACCACAUUCCCGGUCUUCGCCUUCUUCCCGGCGGUCACUAAGAGACUCUUCGGCAGACGCUGGGCGGCGUGCCUCGCUGUGCGCAGGAGGCAGGACGAGGUAUUCGUCCCGCUCAUCCACGCGAAGCGCGGCGACGGUGACCCGCCGUGCUACGCCGACUCCCUCCUCGCCGUCCGCGUGGCCGAUGAGGGCGGCCGCCAGCUCACUGACGCCGAGAUGGUCGCCCUCUGCUCCGAGUUCAUGAACGGUGGAACAGAUACCACGGUGACCUUGCUGGAGUGGAUCGUGGCCGAGCUCGUGCAACACCCCGACGUCCAGACCAAGGUCUACGAGGAGGUGAAAGCUAAUCCAGAGCUCAACAACCUGCAGGCAAUGCCGUACCUGAAGGCCGUCGUGCUCGAGGGCCUUCGGCUGCACCCGCCAGGCCACUUCGUCCUCCCGCACGGCGUGCAGAGCGGCGACGCGGAGAUCGCGGCCUACGCGGUGCCCAAGGGAGCGGAGGUCAACUUCCUGGUAGCGGAGAUUGGCCGCGACGAGACUGUGUGGACGGCGGCGCGGGAGUUCCGUCCGGAGAGGUUCCUGGAGGGCGGCGAGGGGCACGGAGUGGACAUCACGGGGAGCAGGGAGAUCAAGAUGAUGCCUUUCGGCGCAGGGCGCAGGAUGUGCCCGGGGUACACGCUGGGCAUGCACCACGCCGAGUACUUCGUGGCGAGAAUGGUGAGGGAGCUGGAGUGGCGGCCGGCAGCGGAGGGGGCGAAGGUGGACAUGGCGGAGACGCUCGAUUUCACCACCGUGAUGAAGCACCCGCUCCGUGCGCUCAUCGUCUCCAGAAGCUAACGAUUUCCCACGCAGAAUGCAACCUCUCGACAUAUGAGUCGAAGAAUACGUCGACGCAACUUUUUUAUGGCGUUUAAAAGUAUUUGAGUUUUUAAUUUGUACUCUACUUACUAAAUCAAACAUAUUAAGGUUUGAUCAUGUCUAUAAAAAAUACACCAACAUCUGCAACA